Messenger RNA from Arabidopsis arenosa, 5978 nucleotides. NCBI's taxonomy places the organism in Eukaryota, Viridiplantae, Streptophyta, Magnoliopsida, Brassicales, Brassicaceae. The record is from the annotation of a GenBank genome assembly.
CCUCUCUCUCUCUCUCUCUCCUCUACCUCUUCCUCUUCGUCGUCAUCGUCUCCGGAGUAGCUAGCAGAAAUUCAGAUCUGAACUCUCAGACGAAGCUCCGAUCUUACUGAGCCAUUUUUGCUCUAAUUGACUUUCAGCCUUUGGAGCUUCCUCAGAGAUUCUUUUACUGGAUAGAUCAUUAAUGGCGAAAUCCCGUCAAUAUUAUCCAUCUCAAGAUGAAUCAAUGUCCCCGACUUCUGUUAGAUCGAGGGAAUGGGAAGGUCCUUCCAGAUGGACUGAGUACUUGGGACCUGAAAUGGCUGCAUCAGUGUCUUCUAGGAGCUCAAAGCAAAUUGAUGGAAAUCUUCAGAGUUCUGGUGGUUCCACAAAGGCUUUGAACAUACAAUGGGUAGUUCAAAUGAUUGAGGUUGCAGAGGGUCUCAUGGCUAAAAUGUAUAGACUGAAUCAAAUCUUGGAGUACCCUGAUCCUGUUGGCCAUGUUUUCUCUGAAGCAUUUUGGAAAGCGGGUGUCUUCCCUAACCAUCCACGGAUAUGCACUUUGCUCUCUAAAAAGUUCCCUGAGCAUUUUAGCAAAUUGCAACUUGAACGUAUUGACAAGUUUUCACUGGAUAGCUUGCACGAUGGUGCUGAACUUCACUUACAGAGCUUAGAGCCAUGGAUACAGCUGCUGCUCGACUUGAUGGCAUUUCGAGAACAGGCACUGCGGCUUAUAUUGGACCUAAGCAGCACUGUAAUUACCUUACUGCCUCAUCAGAACUCACUUAUUCUGCAUGCAUUCAUGGAUCUCUUUUGUGCAUUUGUCCGAGUCAACCUUUUCGCAGAGAAGAUUCCUAGGAAAAUGUUGCUGCAAGUGUACAACCUUCUGCAUGCGCUAUCAAGAAAUGAUCGAGACUGUGACUUUUAUCACCGCUUGGUGCAAUUCAUAGACUCUUAUGAUCCCCCAUUAAAAGGCUUGCAAGAAGAUUUGAAUUUUGUCAGCCCAAGAAUUGGAGAGGUCCUGGAGGCUGUAGGACCCAGUAUUUUUCUAUCUGCAGAUACGAGGAAGUUGAGAAAUGAGGGAUUUUUAAGCCCAUAUCAUCCUAGAUUCCCAGAUAUACUUACAAAUUCUGCUCAUCCCAUGAGAGCGCAAGAUCUUGCGAAUGUUACUUCGUACCGAGAAUGGGUGCUUCUUGGAUAUCUCGUUUGCCCGGACGAGCUUCUUCGUGUUACUAGCAUUGAUAUCGCCCUGGUUGUGCUAAAGGAAAACUUAGUCGUGACGUUAUUCCGGGAUGAGUACAUUCUGUUGCACGAAGACUACCAGUUGUAUGUUUUACCCCGUGUGUUAGAAUCAAAGAAGAUGGCAAAGUCUGGUCGGACUAAACAAAAGGAAGCUGAUCUAGAAUACAGUGUAGCAAAACAAGUUGAGAAAAUGAUCAGUGAGGUGCAUGAGCAAGCAUUGCAAUUAUGUGAUACCAUACACCGAGAAAGGAGAAUAUUACUGAAGCAGGAAAUAGGGCGGAUGGUUUUAUUUUUCACUGAUCAACCAAGUUUGCUGGCUCCAAACAUUCAGAUGGUAUUCUCUGCAUUGGCUUUGGCCCAGUCUGAGGUUCUCUGGUAUUUUCAACAUGCUGGUAUUGCAUCCUCACGAUCCAAAGCUGCUCGAGUGAUACCAGUUGACAUAGAUCCAAAUGAUCCUACCAUUGGCUUCCUGCUCGAUGGAAUGGACCGUCUCUGCUGUUUAGUGCGCAAGUACAUCUCAGCUGCUCGAGGUUAUGCACUAUCAUACCUUUCUUCAUCUGCUGGAAGGAUUCGUUACUUGAUGGGUACUCCUGGAAUUGUGGCUCUGGACCUUGAUCCUACCUUGAAAGGCCUUUUUCAGCGUAUUGUGCAACAUCUCGAAAAUAUACCCAAAGCGCAGGGAGAAAAUGUUUCUGCAAUCACAUGUGACCUAUCUGAUUUCCGGAAAGAUUGGUUGUCCAUUUUAAUGAUUGUCACUUCUUCUCGAUCAUCGAUAAACAUCAGGCAUCUGGAAAAAGCCACUGUCUCUACUGGGAAGGAGGGCUUGCUAUCGGAAGGAAAUGCUGCAUAUAACUGGUCCAGAUGUGUUGAUGAGUUAGAGUCUCAAUUAUCAAAGCAUGGAAGUCUGAAGAAAUUAUAUUUCUAUCAUCAACACCUCACAACUGUUUUCAGAAAUACAAUGUUUGGACCAGAAGGACGUCCUCAGCAUUGUUGUGCAUGGCUCAGUGUGGCUAGUAGUUUCCCGGAAUGUGCUUCACUAAUAAUUCCUGAGGAGGUUACCAAAUUCGGGCGAGAUGCAGUGCUUUACGUCGAGUCUCUUAUUGAAUCAAUAAUGGGGGGACUGGAGGGCCUAAUAAAUAUUCUUGAUUCAGAAGGCGGGUUUGGCGCUCUAGAAUCUCAGCUUCUUGCAGAACAAGCUGCAGCGUAUCUGAAUAAUGCAUCAAGAAUUUCUGCCUCUUCAGUGAAAUCCCCCAGGGUUGUAGGCGGGUUUACUUUGCCCGGCCAUGAGAGCUAUCCUGAGAAUAAUAAGUCUAUUAAGAUGUUGGAAGCUGCAAUCCAAAGGUUGACUAAUUUGUGUUCAAUUCUGAACGACAUGGAGCCUAUCUGUGUUAUAAACCACGUAUUUGUGCUAAGAGAGUACAUGAGAGAAUGCAUCCUUGGGAAUUUCAAGAGAAGAUUUCUUACUGCACUACAAACCGAUAAUGAUCUUCAGCGGCCUUCUGUCUUGGAAUCUCUUAUCAGGCGGCAUAUGAGCAUAGUUCACUUGGCAGAGCAGCACGUUAGCAUGGACCUAACCCAAGGCAUCAGAGAAAUUUUACUCACAGAAGCCUUUUCAGGACCUGUGUCGUCUUUGCAUACAUUCGAAAAGCCUGGUGAACAACAGCAAAACACUGGAUCUGCAGUUGAAGUUGUGUGCAACUGGUACAUGGACAAUAUCAUCAAGGAUGUGUCUGGCGCAGGAAUCCUCUUCGCUCCAAGGCACAAAUACUUCAAAAGCACUAGACCAGUUGGAGGGUAUUUUGCAGAGUCAGUCACCGACCUCAAGGAAUUACAGGCGUUUGUUCGUAUCUUCGGCGGCUAUGGAGUAGACCGGCUGGAUAGGAUGAUGAAAGUACAUACAGCUGCCCUGGUAAACUGCAUAGAAACAUCUCUGAGAUCAAACCGGGAAUUGAUUGAGACAGCUGCUGCAAGUAUGCAUUCUGGUGACAGAGUAGAGAGAGACGCAUCUGUUAGGCAGAUAGUGGAUUUGGAUACCGUAAUAGGAUUUUGUAUUGAAGCUGGUCAAGCGUUGGCUUUUGAUGAGCUCCUCGCCGAAGCCUCUGGUGCUGUUCUUGAAGACAAUGCAUCCUUGAUACACUCGAUGAUCUCUGGCAUCGUUGAGCAUAUACCUGAAGAAAUCCCUGAAAAGAAAGAAAUCAGAAGGAUCAAAGGCGUGGCAAAUGGCGUUGGCGUAGCAGGAGAUCACGACUCUGAAUGGGUUAGAUUAAUCCUCGAAGAGGUAGGAGGUGCAAAUGACAACUCAUGGAGUUUGUUACCUUACUUUUUUGCCUCUUUCAUGACCUCAAACGCCUGGAACACUACUGGCUUCAACAUCGAGACUGGCGGAUUCAGCAAUAACAUCCAUUGCUUGGCUCGGUGUAUUAGCGCUGUCAUUGCAGGAAGUGAGUACGUUAGGUUACAGCGUGAAUACCAGCAGCAGCAUCAGUCCCUCUCCAAUGGUCAUCACUCUAGUGAAAAUCUAGACUCAGAGUUUCAACCCCGUGUAACUGCUGAAGCAAGCAUUAAAUCUGCAAUGUUACUCUUUGUAAAAUUCGCUGCAUCGAUCGUGCUAGAUUCAUGGAGUGAAGCCAACAGAUCUCAUCUUGUGGCUAAGCUUAUCUUCCUGGACCAACUCUGUGAGAUCUCACCAUACCUCCCAAGAAGCUCCCUCGAAUCACAUGUUCCGUACACCAUCCUCAGGUCAAUCUACACCCAAUACUACUCCAACACACCGUCCACACCGCUCUCAACAGCAUCCCCGUACCACUCUCCAUCCGUAUCACUCAUCCACGCUUCUCCCUCCAUGAAAAACUCCACCACUCCCCAGCGUGGUAGUGGUAGCGGCAGUAGCUCCGCAGCUGCCCCCGAUUCAGGGUACUUCAAAGGCUCAUCAUCUUCACUCUACGGUCAGGAACACUACAACGAACCCGAAACUGGAAACUCAAGGAGCAAUGAGAACAACAACAACAACAAACAAAGGGGGAGUUCUCGUCGUUCUGGACCAUUGGAUUACAGCUCGAGCCAUAAAGGAGGGUCAGGAUCAAACAGCACAGGUCCUAGUCCACUUCCCAGAAAAAAGAAUAUCUGUUGGGGAAAAGGUGCACCAAAUGGUACCGAGCCCAAAUUAACAACAACAGUCAUCUUCAUUAGUGAGCUAAGUUGUUCAAUCUCUCACCUGAAAACCCUAACCAUGGCGCGUAAAUCUUCCCUCCUCAAACGAGCAGCAAUCGCCGUCGUCUCCGUCAUCGCCAUCUAUGUAAUUCUCAACGCUUCCGUCAGUCGUUCCCUCCCUUCCUCAUCCGAUCUCCCUCGCCAGCUAAUCCGUGAAGACGAUGAUGAAGGAGGUUCUCCGAUUCAGCCUAGGGUUAGGGUUUACAUGUACAAUCUCCCCAAGAGAUUCACUUACGGUUUAAUCGAGCAGCACUCAAUCGCUCGCGGCGGAAUCAAGAAGCCCGUCGAUGACGUCACUACGCUUAAGUAUCCGGGUCAUCAGCAUAUGCACGAGUGGUAUCUUUUCUCGGAUCUUAAUCGACCCGAAGUGGAUCGAUCAGGGUCUCCGAUUGUCCGUGUCUUGGAUCCUGACGACGCUGAUCUCUUCUACGUCCCGGUGUUCUCUUCCCUCAGCUUAAUUGUGAAUGCGGGUCGACCCGUUGAACCUGGAUCCGGUUACAGCGAUGAGAAGAUGCAGGAAGGGUUGAUGGAGUGGCUUGAAGGUCAAGAGUGGUGGAGGAGGAAUGGUGGGAGAGAUCACGUGAUACCCGCCGGCGAUCCGAAUGCGUUGUAUCGGAUCUUGGACCGGGUCAAGAAUGCGGUGCUGCUCGUGGCGGAUUUCGGGCGGUUGAGGCCUGAUCAAGGAUCGUUCGUCAAGGAUGUGGUAAUACCUUACUCUCAUAGAGUCAAUCUCUUCAAUGGAGAAAUUGGAGUGCAGGAUCGCAACACAUUACUCUUCUUCAUGGGAAAUCGAUAUCGCAAAGAUGGUGGAAAAGUUCGUGAUUUGCUUUUCCAAGUUCUUGAAAAGGAAGAUGAUGUAACAAUAAAACAUGGAACUCAAUCCAGAGAGAACCGACGAGCUGCUACGAAAGGAAUGCAUACUUCAAAGUUUUGUUUAAAUCCUGCGGGUGACACUCCAUCUGCCUGCAGACUCUUUGACUCCAUUGUCAGUUUGUGUGUGCCCGUGAUUGUUAGCGAUAACAUCGAGUUACCUUUCGAAGAUGUGAUAGAUUAUAGAAAAUUUUCGAUUUUUGUUGAGGCCAAUGCAGCUUUGCAGCCCGGUUUUCUGGUUCAGAUGCUGAGGAAAAUAAAAACCAAGAAGAUACUGGAAUAUCAGAGAGAAAUGAAAUCGGUAAGACGGUAUUUUGACUAUGACAACCCAAAUGGAGCAGUGAAGGAAAUCUGGCGUCAAGUCUCGCAGAAGUUACCACUCAUCAAACUAAUGAGUAACCGCGACAGACGCCUCGUCCUAAGAAAUUUGACCGAACCAAACUGCUCAUGUCUAUGCACAAACCAAACUGGUCGUAUCACUUCCAUUUAAACAAUCUCUUUGUCUUUUGGGAGAGACCUUUUGGACUGUGGAGGAGCUUGAACUCUCUCCUUCUCAACUUUGUGACCACCGAGACUCACACAAGCAGAUAUGCGCCUCCCUUGGCAUAACUUCUCCGGUAAGGAAACUGAGAGCACACGCAUGGCGACAGAUUCAUAAGGAAGAAAUAUUUGAAAUCAUU